ACGUUUCCACUCUGAGUCAAACUGGACUUCAGAUAGUCAGCCGUCCCUUGAUGCACAGGAUCAUACAUCUUGUCUCUCCUGAAACACACCAAUUAACACACUAAUACAAGUAAAAAGGUUUUCUCCCAAACUCAAAACUGAACCAAAAGAGAGACGCAAGAAUUUCAAAGUACGCAACCAAAAUAUUUUGGUCGACAGCUCAGAACAGAACCAAAAACCAUAAACAGCCAAAACAUGCCUUCUCUUUGGCACCGUCUAAUCACAGGUCGACAGCGUUACAAGCAAGCAGCAACCCGCAACCAAAGGAAAAAUAACCUCAUUAAAACCUAUGCGGGUGAUGAUAAUGAUGAUUACCAUUAUUCGGCCAUGUUUUAUUCGUUGGCCAAUCUUUGGUGUGAAAAUGAUUUAUCGCCUUCGAAGAAUUACUUCGACCUUGAUGCGUACCGAAGGAUGCAGUUUGCAUCUGCUCAAAACGUUUCCGGGAGCAACAACCCAUUAAUUUAUGGAAACAAUUACCAGGACCUCCAUUCAAAAUACAAAAAUGGUGUGUUGAACAACGCCAUACACAGCAGAAGACUUUCGUCAACAAACUCGAACGAACGUGUGAAAGGUUCUUCGACUUUGCUGAGAAAUAAGCACAAGAAGAAUAACAAGAAGAGUUCUAAGAUGAGUUUCUUUGAAAAGAUUUCCAACAGGAAGGACAAACGAGCCUACGACAAUUCCAAAUACCUCCUGGUUCCUCCGAAUUCGACUGCGGCAUCGGAAUUGAGAAUGGCAUCAAAUGUCUGUGUGAACUACGUGAGCGCAUACAACAACAACAACAACAACAACAGUAAUAGCAAAAACUAUAGAGAUGACGUCAGCAGUGGGUACGGCGGAAUUGGUCCAGGGGGUGGUGGCACUAACGCGACGAAGAUCAAUGAGUAUGUGCCGAAGAGUUUCAGACAUCUCGCAACUUCCCUGGCGCUUCGAGGCCACAAAGUGAUCAGCGACAAAUUUGACAUCACUGACUUCAAUUACGUCAACAACCAGAACAACAACAAUAAAAAUGUCGACAAUUAUCUCUACCACGAUGGCGGCAACAACUUUCCGCAUCAGAUAAUCUGUACAAAGCUGCAGGAACCGACCGAGAACAUCAUCAGCGGCCAAUUUGUUUUGGCCAAAAGGAAACAGUUUUAUAACAACGUUGACCUCAGUAGCAGUAGUAGUAGUGGCAACAGCAGCACCGGGGAGGAACCGAUGUCAACAAGCUUUGGCAGUAGUUCGAUCUCACAGGCCUGGGACUGGGAAGUGAAGAAUGAAGGCCACCAACACAACCAGCCGCAAACGGGCGGACGAACUGCAAGGAAUUCUACGACAGAGGAUGAUUUGGGGUUCGUCGAUUCACGUGAUUCGGACGAGGAGUGGAGACAGGAAAUUUUCUCCACCGCCACCAUGACCACCACGACGACCACCAUCAACAACAACAUCAACAACAACAAGAAAAGCAACGCAGCAUUAACAGUGGGGAACGACGAAGGUCGGCUGAGCGACAACGGGUCCCUGGUGGAACUUCAGAGACAACAGAUAACGAGGAAAUUGUCGAUUGCUAACUACAUCAGCGACAGCAGCAGGAGCAGCAGCAGCAGCAGCAGCAACAACAACAGCAACAAUAACAAUAACAACAACAACUGUGGCAAAAGAAGGAAUGAACUGGACAAUUUGAGCAAAAUAAUUAAGAAUAAUAAUAAUAAUAACAACAACAACACUGAGAUUCAGAUAGUUAUAUCUACCAUCCCAGACACAGGAAAUGAAAUUGAUAAUGUGUUUUUAUAUUAAAUAUCACAUUAUUGUGUGUGUGUGUGUGUGUGUGUGUGUGUGUGGUGUGUGUGUGUGUGUAUGUGUGUGUGUACCAUGUAAAAUAACCAACACAUGUGAAAUAUUUCACCUGGGCUUUCUCCCUUCCUCUCGUGGUUAAUUUUUCUACGCCUUCCCACAGUAUAUCUGUAAACCUGAAGAAGAACAUAUUGCCCGUAAUAUCAUAAUUAUUAACUCUUUCCAAUUCUUUGAUCUUGAACAAAUAAAUAUAUGUGUGUAAGUGUGUAUGUAUGUGUAUGUCAGACCACUGGAGUUUGGGUGUAUAUAUGUAUGUAUAUGUACAUUUGUGUGUGUGUGUGUGUGUGUAGUUUGAGGUGCGUUUGCAGACUCAGGAAAGGGGUGGUUGUCAACCCUAUGCACACCAUACCCACAUCGCCCCUACCUCCCUCUUCCCUUCCACCCCAACUCCUCCCAUCCCUCAACCAUUCCCCCCUCACUACCUGCCUCACUUCAAAAUUCCGCUUCUCACUAAAACUCUCUACCUCAUCCCACAUCCCUUCCUCUUCCCAUUCCUCUGCAGCUCUCUUCAAUAUGAAGGAAGAGGAGUCUCUAUGUGAUGGUUUGAUCUGGUAGAAAUAGCAGCCAAAUCUUCCUCAAAUCACACCUUACUCUCUUAUCUAUGUAUAUAUGUAUGUAUGAGCCAGUCAAGAAGCUACAUAGUAGGACCCUAUGCUUCUGAUAGGACCUUAUGGAAGAGGGGCCUAAGGAUUCUACCCCCAUGAUCCUCCUGUGAAUAGUGGAUGGAAGAGAUGGGUGGUAAUCAUGUAGAGAGACAAGGAAAUAAUAUUUAUCUUAUAAAAGGAUUUUUUAAAUUCAAAAUUUUAUUCAAAGACCCCUAAUCACAAAGAACCCCAGAAUUUUUUCGUAUAACCAUCAGGAUUCUCAGAACCCAUUUCAAGAAACUCUGGCAUAGGUAACCAUUUUCUGGGGUUUUGAAUGUACCAUGCACCUUCUAGAAUGUAUGGUGAAUUUUGGAGAUAUUUUGGAGACUUAUUCUAGGAGAAUGAUGCCAAGAAAUACAGCAAUUGUCUUUAGAGUGUAUAUAUUUACAAAAUUGAUAACUCCUCUACAUACCAUGUAGAUAACAAUUUAAAACAUGAAUAUCUAUGCCAAAUUUCGUAUCACUUUUUCGUAUCAAUUUUUGUCAUUUUUUAAUUUAUUUUUGUAGAUUUUCUAAAAAACCUAGAGCCAGCAGUGAAGGUUACGUCUCGUACACGAAUAUAUCUAAGUAGACAAUAUGAUCAAAGAUCCCCUAUUUUUUCAAUCUUUGAUCACACUGAUUACAUAAAUGUAUUUGUAUAUGAGACAUUGCAACUUUCAGAGCUGCCUCUGUAUUUGGUUUAAAAUCUAUUGAGUUAAACUAAAAAUGAGAACAUUGCACUGCUAACACACAAAGGAAAGACACUGUAUUAACUUUAAUAUACUUGGUUGCAUAUUAUGGUUGCAAAACAAAAUACUCUGUCCUUACCAGCAAUUAAAACAAUUUUUGUAUAUACUCUAAAUUUCGUAUAGGUAUUGGCACGUAAAAGCACCCUCUACAUUCUCGGAGUGGUUGGCGUUAGGAAGGGCAUCCAGCUGUAGAAACACUGCCAGAUCAGAUUGGAGUCUGGUUUGCCAGUCUUCAGUUAAAUCAUCCAACUUAUGCUAGCAUGGAAAGCGGACAUUAAAUGAUGAUGAGGAGGAGGAGGAUGAAAACAGAUGCCUCCACUCUAUUUCGUUUCAUUCACUUUUGAUAUCUCCUCUACAUUUCGUUUGUCUAAUUACAAAUUGACAAACUUGAUGCCUAUCCUAUCUCCCUCCAGCUCCAGCAGUCUCCUGCUCUCUCUUCCAAGACAUGAGAAGUCACAUCACUCUUCUACAGUAAAAAACCUCUCCUGUUUCUGGUCCCCGUUUUCAUAGAUUUUUUGGCCCUUUUUUAGCCCUUCAUCUCCCAGCAUACAUCUGCACCCUUCCUAUUAUACACAUAAGACCUGUAUAUAUAAUAUGUUUACCUUUACAUGUGUAUUGACCCCCAUAUAUAAAUAGCUGUCUAUAUGUUUAUGUGCGAAAGCGGCAAGCUGGCAGAAACGUUAGCACGCUGGGCGAAAUGCGAAGCCGUAUUUCGUCAGCCGUUACAUUCUGGGUUCAAAUUCCGCCAAGGUCGACUUUGC
Messenger RNA from Octopus sinensis (East Asian common octopus), 4007 nucleotides. RefSeq lists its product as uncharacterized. The record is from RefSeq and is a predicted model, not a curated record. Bases 235 to 1818 code for a protein of 527 amino acids. The transcript has 2 exons. NCBI's taxonomy places the organism in Eukaryota, Metazoa, Mollusca, Cephalopoda, Octopoda, Octopodidae.